Laccaria bicolor S238N-H82 is the source of this 1308-nucleotide messenger RNA. RefSeq lists its product as uncharacterized. The coding region runs from base 1 to 1308 and encodes 435 amino acids. The transcript has 9 exons. NCBI's taxonomy places the organism in Eukaryota, Fungi, Basidiomycota, Agaricomycetes, Agaricales, Hydnangiaceae. The record is from RefSeq and is a predicted model, not a curated record.
AUGAUUACAAGCUGCCUAAGCGAAUGCUUCGUGCAGAGUGUUGGCAACAACCGUAAGGAGACGAUAGCUUUCCUCCAGCAACUACAUACCAUUAUUAUCGUGAUCCCAUCCCCAUACCCCGACUUUACUGGCUUCACUGAGAUGAUGGAACAAGAUUGGGAAGGUGUCCACCGUGCAGAACCCAAAUUUCAACUGAUCUCUACCGUUACGACCGUGGGAAUAUCUUGGCAGAAGCUUGAUUCGCUCAGUCUGACUACGUUCGAUCGUGCUACUAGCACCUUUGAUCACGCAUCCGUUUCUCAAUCCAACGUUUUAUCGGCGCUUGCUACUUUGGGUGACCAGGUCCAAGCGUCUCAAGUAUAUAAAUUGAGUAUGGGCCAUUGGCGUCAAAGGCAUACUGGGAUGCUUUUUCUUCGCUUCAUCUCGCUGUUCCACCUCGUUUUUCUCAUUGAUAUCAGCGUCGCGCCCCUGGUUCAAGCAGGCCUCCCAACUCGAAACGACGGUAUUCACCUCGCCGUACAUCCACGCUGUGGACCUCUCUCCGGGAACACGACAAAUGUCAAUGGUGGUAUCAGCCCUUGGACCCUUGAGACCAUUGUUGCAUUUGGGGUUCCAACCUUACUCUAUGUGUCGAGCCAAACAAAUCUCAUUCGGAAUACCAAGCAAUCGGGAGCAUGCACGGACCUCUCAUUAUGGCCCAGUAAUCCAAAGAAGGUCGAUUUCCUGGGACAGAUGGAGACUUUCCUGGGUCAAUCCAAUAACCUUGACCCUGAAACCACGCUCUACGCUAUCUUCUUCGGCAUCAACGACUACCUCGCAUCCCUCACUCAAGUAAUCCUCGACCAAAUCAAAAUACUUUCCAGCCCACCCACCAAUGCUCGCUUAUUCUUGGUCGCUGACGUCUACGGUCGCGGAACCUCUUCAGGCCCAGGAGAGGCUUACAAACAGGCCGUGAUCAGUGGAUUGAAUGAAUUACAUGAUCCUCCAAUGAACUUGAAGGUUUCCUACGUCGAUUUUUCAGCCAUAUGGUCUGGAGUUCUGGGUUCUAAUCCAGGAUACAUAGCCUUUGGGUACACGAGCACAGAUGCAUGUAAUGCGAUGUGCGACGAUCCAGAACACUAUUUCUAUUGGAUUCCUGGCCAUCCUUCAAAAGAGACCAUGAGAAUCAUGGCUGAUUUUGUUGAAGAGUCAGAAGUUAAGGCACGCAGUAUGAUGAAACCGUGGUCGGUCGCCGCUCAGCCUUUACAUGCACAAUAUCUACCUACUCCAAACCCGCUCUCUUCAGAGGGCCCGGGCUUCUACCCGUGA